UUUUGACCUUCCUUUCUUGCCGUUUCUGUCACGCAUGCGCCGUAGCAACUAUGUGCUCGCCACCACAUUCUGGUUCUGUAGCUAGCACAAGCUAACUUGCUCAUCUCCGUCUGCUGCUGUAAAGGUUCGGUCCGACGCCGAAUCUGUAUCUGUUGAGAUCCGGUCCAGAACGUUAACACGGUACCAGUACCGAUUCAGAACGAGUGCGGACUGCAGAGGCUACAGUUAGCGCGGGGUUAGCAUCAGGCGCUAGGUAUAGCUGCGCUUUAGCAGCACAGAAUCAAAACAAAUAAAAGCUAACUGAAUUUAACAGAAGCUAGAAUCCCGAGAGCAGCACAACAUGGCGACAGAGGAGAAGAAACCAGAGACAGAAAAUGCCAAACAGCCUACAUCUUCCUCUGGAUCCGGCAGUAAGUCUAACCCAGCCAAACCAAACUACACUGUGAAGUUCACGUUGGCCGGACACACAAAGGCUGUUUCCUCUGUCAAGUUCAGCCCCAACGGAGAGUGGCUCGCCAGCUCCUCUGCUGAUAAGCUGAUAAAGAUCUGGGGUGCAUAUGAUGGAAAGUUUGAGAAAUCCAUUGUCGGGCACAAACUGGGGAUCUCUGAUGUGUCCUGGUCUUCAGAUUCCAACCUGCUGGUUUCUGCCUCCGAUGACAAAACACUCAAGAUCUGGGACAACAACUCUGGAAAGUGCCUGAAGACUCUGAAAGGUCACAGUAACUAUGUCUUCUGCUGUAACUUCAACCCUCAGUCCAACCUGGUGGUGUCUGGAUCGUUUGACGAGAGCGUUCGUAUCUGGGAUGUGAAAACAGGAAAAUGUCUGAAGACUCUGCCAGCUCACUCUGACCCCGUCUCUGCUGUUCACUUCAACAGGGAUGGCUCGCUCAUUGUCUCCAGCAGCUAUGACGGACUCUGUCGUAUCUGGGACACAGCGUCGGGACAGUGUCUGAAGACUCUGAUUGAUGACGACAAUCCUCCGGUGUCUUUUGUCAAGUUUUCUCCCAAUGGAAAAUACAUCCUGGCUGCUACUCUGGACAACACACUGAAGCUCUGGGACUACAGCAAAGGAAAGUGUUUGAAGACGUACACUGGCCACAAGAAUGAGAAGUACUGCAUCUUUGCCAACUUCUCUGUCACAGGAGGGAAGUGGAUUGUGUCAGGCUCUGAGGACAGCAUGGUUUACAUCUGGAACCUUCAGACCAAAGAGAUCGUUCAGAAACUACAAGGACACACAGACGUGGUGAUCUCGACUGCCUGUCAUCCCACAGAGAACAUCAUUGCUUCAGCUGCUCUGGAAAAUGACAAAACCAUCAAACUGUGGAAGAGUGACUGUUAGGCUGAAGAAGACCCACAGGUCCAGAUCCAGAACCUGAACUGUCCUGGUUUAACUCUGUGUCUCAGUCACACAGAAAACAGAUUAUUACUGUAAAUCCUCACGCACUGCUCCAGCCAAUCGGUGAAUCAGAUUCAGUUUGACGUCGUCUUAUUCAUCUGAUGUGAACGCAGUCAGACCAGGUCCCAGUGUGUCCCAGCUUCAGACCAAAAAACACUUCAGUCUGUUCAAACUGUAAAAGAAAAAAAAAAAAAAAGUGAAUGUAAAAAUACAAAUUAAAAUCCCUCAGUUUUAAAGUGGGGUUCUACUGGAACCAAAAUUCAGCUGGAAAGUGGAAAAAAUAUGAAAACUUAAAAAUUUCAAAAAGGUUUUUUUUUUUUUUACAGUGGCGAGUCUCCAUGAUAAGAGCAUUUAAAGGACCAGUUCACCGUUUUCCAACCCCGACCUUAUUAAAUGUGUUUAACCAUCAUUUAUGUUCAUGACAACAGAAUAUAUUAGAGUUUAGAGAAACAGCUCUUUGAAUAAAUGCAGAGUGGGUAUCACAUUUUAUUAACCAUAGGAAGUUUCAGGUAGAGGGCUGAGCGUAUAUUUAGUUCACCUGCACAGAGUUAGAGGCUUUUAUUUUUAGUUUCCUGUUUUAUAGUGAUUCUAUUUUAGUUAGCUGUUGUUUCUAAUUGUGCAUUUACUGUUGCUGCCUUGUGUUGUCAAUGCAAAAUCAGCACUUCCUUCUCCUGUCACAUUAAAAACCUGCCAGUAUUUAAGGGGCCAUUGUCAAUUCCCUCCAUUGAAAAACCUUUUAUUAAAAAAAAAGAAUGGUGUAAUUUAGUUUUUCUUAGUGAACAUGAUCAUAAAACGUGGUAAUUUAACCCCUGGGUCUGGGGGAUAUCUUCACCCUGGCAAAACAAGGUUUCUUCUCUGUAAUGCAGGUGCACGUGGCUCUAGAUGGGCAUUUAAAUGAGAGCAGCUUGUUCACAGAAAACCCGGACUUCACUGUGGCUGUGAUCAGUGCUGGGUUUUAAUCAGCCAACCUCCCCUGCAGACACAACCCCACUCAGACUGGAUGUUACUCUGGAAAUUUGGAGGACCUGUAAACUGAUGUCCAUGUGGAAAAUAAAUGGAAUGGCCCUUUUAAGAAAAUGUUUCAUGAUGUCUGGGUUGGAAAAACUGAAUUUACCCUUUAAGACUUAGAACUCAAAGAACUUUUAGUGCAAUUGACAGUUUGUUAAACCCUGCUGGGACACGCCCACUCUCCGCCGACUCAUCUGUUGCCAUAGUAACAGUUGACUUGUGUCUGUGCUGCGUUCACCGACUGUGCUGUUGGAACCACGAGCACAAUAUCAGAUAGCUGUUCAUCACCGCACUCUGUUUCCACAUCGACUGAUCAGCUGAAUGACAAAUGACGAAUAUUGUUGGAAGGAUUUUUCAGUUUAUUUGUAAAUAAAGAUUUUUCACUAUUAA
Molecule: messenger RNA, 2794 nt
Organism: Monopterus albus (swamp eel)
Lineage: Eukaryota; Metazoa; Chordata; Actinopteri; Synbranchiformes; Synbranchidae
Product: WD repeat-containing protein 5-like
Exons: 13
Coding region: 341-1339 (332 amino acids)
Cellular component (GO): Set1C/COMPASS complex
Molecular function (GO): histone binding
Source: RefSeq, a predicted model, not a curated record